UGAGAGAGCAGAGAGACAUUUGUUCAUCCGGCCUUCAACUGAGAUACACAGCAGCCUCCUCAAACCACUACGGUACACCCAAGAACUAAUCAAAAUGGCAUUCGCUGGAAUUCUUAAGGACGCAGAUGUCGCAGCAGCACUCAAGGAUUGCGCAGCUGCUGACUCCUUCAAGUACAAGGAGUUCUUCGCCAAGGUUGGCCUGUCCGCCAAGUCAGCUGAAGAUGUGAAGAAGGCUUUCUUCGUCAUUGACCAGGACAAGAGUGGCUUCAUUGAGGAGGAUGAGCUCAAGCUGUUCCUGCAGGUGUUCGCUGCUGGAGCCAGAGCUUUGACAGAUGCUGAGACCAAGGCUUUCCUCAAGGCCGGAGAUGCUGAUGGUGAUGGCAUGAUCGGAGUGGAUGAGUUCGCUGCCCUUGUGAAAGCAUAAGCUCUCAUCAGCCCUCUUGUCAUGAAACCACCAUUGUGCUGUUGAGGAUGUCCUGGCCUUGCCUGCUGUAUCUUUUUUAUAUUCAUUUUAUUUAUGAAUGUCGCCGCAGACUGUUUUGACUGAUGUAACCCCUACACCCCCAAAGCGUGUUUACUAUUCAUGUUUUGUAAAUACGUUUUAUGUUCACAUUCAGACAGUGUGCAAUAUCUUACCAUCACCACCAUUGCACUUUUUGAAAAUGAAAUAAAUUCACAUUUGGAAA
Messenger RNA from Hypomesus transpacificus, 686 nucleotides. Its product is annotated as parvalbumin beta 3-like. Gene Ontology annotation, molecular function: calcium ion binding. Bases 95 to 424 code for a protein of 109 amino acids. The record is from RefSeq and is a predicted model, not a curated record. The transcript is spliced from 5 exons. Gene Ontology annotation, cellular component: cytoplasm; nucleus. NCBI's taxonomy places the organism in Eukaryota, Metazoa, Chordata, Actinopteri, Osmeriformes, Osmeridae.